Molecule: messenger RNA, 1541 nt
Organism: Linderina pennispora
Lineage: Eukaryota; Fungi; Kickxellomycota; Kickxellomycetes; Kickxellales; Kickxellaceae
Product: MFS general substrate transporter
Exons: 1
Coding region: 53-1486 (477 amino acids)
Biological process (GO): transmembrane transport
Cellular component (GO): membrane
Molecular function (GO): transmembrane transporter activity
Source: RefSeq, a predicted model, not a curated record
GCGCAAAUAUUUUAUCUUAUCCCCUUACUUUUCGUACUAAUAGUUUUCCACAAUGUCAGACGACUUGACCGAUACCAAGGUUGUCUACGAGGAGAAGCAGACCGUCAAUGCCAACGAUCCAAAGCUCAAGUGGGCCUUUAGAAAGGUCGACAUGACGCUGCUCUUCAUUAUUUUCCUGAGUAACGUGCUCAACUCGAUGGACCGCGCCAACCUCGGUCUGUCAAAGGUCGACGGGCUCGAGAGAGAUACGGGCAUGUCCGGCUCCGAUUUCAACGUCGUCGCCAGCAUCAUGUACCCGACAUACUUGCUAUUCAUGCUGCCCAGCAACCUGCUUUUGCGCAAAUUCGGCGCCCGCAUUUGGCUCUCGCUCAUCACCGUGGUGUGGGGAGUCAUCAACAUGUGCAUGGCAUUCGCCAAGAACAGGACCGACCUGAUCCUGUGCCGUCUGUUCCUUGGUGCUGCCGAGAGUGGCGCAACGCCCGGUGCGCUGAUGCUUAUCACGCUCUGGUAUCCGCGCCGGAUGGUUACAUCGCGCGUUGCUCUGUUCUACUCGGCGUUCGCAGCCGGCGCCAUCAUUGGCGGGCCCAUUGCCUCAGGAAUCCGCAAGAUUGACAACCCGCGGUUCCGAGCCUGGGAGUGGAUCUUUUUCGUCGAGGGCCUGCUCACUGCCGGCUUCGGCUUCGUCAUGUAUAUUUUCCUGGCCGACUACCCCGACAAGAGCUGGAUCCUGAGCCAGCAGGAGAAGGAUCUGAUCAACAGCCAGAUGGCCGAAGAGCAGGCCCAGGGCGGCAAGAAGCCGGUCAACUACCGGCGUCUUUUGUCGUUCGCCAAGGACCCGCUCAUCUACACCCUGGCGCUGAUCCUGUUUUGCGCCAACUUUGGCGUCAACACCAUCCUGACCUUUGCCGCCAUCAUCGUCAAGGAGAUGGGAUACAGCCCUGGUGCCUCGCAGGCCAUGCAGGCGGCUCCGGGAAUCUGCGGGUUUAUUGGAAUUCUGCUAUCGCGCUACUACCCAAAAUGGUUCCGCUCGCACUACUUUAGCUCGCUGUUCUGCUCGGCCUGGCUUGUGAUCGGCUCGGCUGUGCUCUUGGGGGUUACCAACAACGGCGCGCGCAUCUUUGCCCUGUGCAUGCUGUCGUUUGGCGCCUUCGGCAAUGUCGGCAUGGGCCCUGGAUGGCUGAUGAGCAACGUCGGUGGACCGACCCGCGCUGCCCUGGCCGGUGCCAUGAAUGUGAUCCUGGGCGGCCUCGGCGGCCUCUGCACAUCGUAUAUUUACCGCAACAAGGACGCGCCCAAGUACAUUUUUGGCCACGGCAUGAACAUGUUCGCCGCGCUGCUGUGCAUUCUAACCGCCACUGCGUCGCACCUUAUCAUUGCCCGGCGCAACAAGCAAAAGGAGGCAAACCCGAUCGAUAUCUCGGGCAUGACGCAGGAGCAGAUCGAUGACCUCGAGACGGACCAUCCUGACUUCCGCUACGUCGACUAGUAUGCCCGUCUUAGUUUUUCGCAUAUACAGCUUUCUGUUACCACUUCUUUCCUGC